Molecule: messenger RNA, 1460 nt
Organism: Nicotiana tabacum (common tobacco)
Lineage: Eukaryota; Viridiplantae; Streptophyta; Magnoliopsida; Solanales; Solanaceae
Source: RefSeq, a predicted model, not a curated record
AUUUGAUUAUUCCCAAAUUUGUUCUUUUCUUCUAGGAGGAUCAACUGCAGGAAUUGUUGUUGGCAUUUUACUUUUAAGUUUAGUAUCAUUUCUACUGCUAGCAUUGCUGUUGUUCCUUUCUAUUGGAAUCACGUUAGGGAAGCUUCUUCAGUAUAAGGAGGUACACCAAGUUGGGCAGACAUUCCAUUGGUAUCAAGAAUUAAUCCGAGUUACCCUAGGUCCUGGUAAAAGAGGUCAGUGGACAUGGAAAAAAUCACGCGAUUCUAAAUAUUUAAUCAUGUUUGGCCCCCUGUUUGAGGACCUAAGGGGUCCACCAAAGUAUAUGCUCUCUCAGAUUACAGGAGGAAAUCCUAGCAAGCAUAAUGACAAAGUCAUUGCAACAGACGAUGAGACGGAAGAUGCAGAAGCACCUUUUAUCCAGAAGUUGUUUGGUAUUCUAAGAAUAUACUUCACAUUUCUUGAAUUUGUGAAGCGAGUUUGUCUUGGAAUUGUGGCUGGUACGUAUUUGAAGAACUGGUCUUCAAAAACUCCGAUAGUUGUCCUGCUUAGCAUCACUUCUUUCCAGCUAUUCUUUAUGGUUCUGAAGAAGCCUUUCAUUAAAAAGAAGGUUCAGCUUGUUGAGAUCAUCUCAGUUGCUUGUGAAGUAGGUAUUUUCGCUGCUUGCAUUGUUCUCUUAGAAAGAGAUUCAUCAAGAAAGGAAACCGAAAUUGGAAUCGCCAUGCUUGCACUUUUCUUCAUAGCAUUUUUGGUCCAGCUGCUAAAUGAAUGGUAUGCAUUAUACAGACAGACAAAGCGACUCGGUCCUGAUGACAAUUCUUUCUGCUCUGGUCUGAAAGCAGCAUCAAUUGGAUUCCUUUUGUUUUUCAUUCCUCAAAGAUUGAUCAGAAAGCUCGAAAGUGGGUCUGCGUUGUUAGACCACAGACUAAAGGAAACUGGGGAUGUUACUUCUUCUGGUGACAGGAAUAGGAGUUCUGGUAGUAGGAGCUCAGGUGAUAAAGCAUGGAUGCGGCGAAUAAGAGAACUAGCAAAGUCCAGCUUUAGUAAAGACAGUAAGGCAACGCCAAGUGAUCCCUCAACAAGUACUGUUAGAUGGAGCGGAUUGUGGAAUACAAAGAGAAGUGGGAGCUCAUCUAUGGAUGCAUCAGCAGACUUCAAGUCAAAACCAAGAAGAUUGCACAAUGAUUUAGAAGCUAUUUUUGCUUCCAAGUCAUAAACAUCUUAUUCAAUAUACAAUGGAGUAAUAUAUUCUGGCUUUACUGGUUACUUGACUACAUCUAAAGCGGGUUUGGACCUGUUGCUUUAACUAUGUAACAAUGUAUCUGUAUGCUAUAAAUUAAAGUAUACAACACUUAUUCUGAACUCUCUGACGUUGAUCCUGGAUUCCCCCUGCUUGACUGUUUUUGAGCUUAUGUGCUUAGCAGGUUUAUGUUAUAUUUCCAUAAUAAGGAUUGUUGGAAUCA